Messenger RNA from Kalmanozyma brasiliensis GHG001, 2895 nucleotides. RefSeq names its product Chitin synthase N-terminal. The coding region runs from base 1 to 2895 and encodes 964 amino acids. NCBI's taxonomy places the organism in Eukaryota, Fungi, Basidiomycota, Ustilaginomycetes, Ustilaginales. Gene Ontology annotation, molecular function: chitin synthase activity. Gene Ontology annotation, cellular component: cell septum; cell periphery. The record is from RefSeq and is a predicted model, not a curated record. The transcript has a single exon.
AUGGCCUAUUAUUCGCGGCCAUCCUCGGCGGCCGCUGGACACACACAAGGUGACCAGGACCCAUAUCCAUACUAUCCGGACCCAGACAUCAUCACUGGCAGCGGAGCCGCCUUCACCCACCCCUACGAUGCCUCCGCACCCUCCGCCUCGCCGUUCUCGGACGCACACGCACCUGUCACUGCGCGCAUGUCGUCGCUCAACCAGCACCGCAUGAGCGUCAGCGUUGAGCAGCCUCCGCUUAGCGAGAGCUUCUACGGUCAAGCAGCAUAUGCACUGGCCCGCCCACCAUCGGCAGCAGUCAGCUCAACGAUGGGUGGACACCUGCCGACGCUACCCGAGUACUCGUCGGCGCAAGCGGCGUCCGUGGACAACGAAUAUACGUACUACAACAACCAGGCUGCGGCGGGGCACUACUCUUCGCUCGACCACGGCGAGGGCGACGAUGACGAAGAAGAUGCCGAGACCAAGUACGGCGGAAGCGCGAUGGAGCACGACGAAAAGUACGGCGCGACAACAGCUGGGUCUGCGUUCCUCCAAAGCCCUUACGCACAAGUAUCCGCCGAGGAGGACGACACAUACGCCGCUCUGGCCCACGACGCUUUCGGCGGCCACGAGGGACAACCAUCCGAAGGCCAAUUCGGGGACAACCACUACGAAACACAGCACUUCGGCCCUGCUCCCCUCCUCGGCGCUCAACUGCGUCGACACAAGACCAAGAAGAAUGUGCGCCUCACCAAGGGAAACCUCAUCCUCGACUGCCCCGUGCCCACCAAGCUGCAGACCUUCCUCACGCGUCGUGCCGAGGAUGAAUUCACCACCAUGCGAUACUCUGCGGUGACGUGCGAUCCCGACCAGUUUGCUGCCGAAUCCUUCACCCUCCGCCCCGCGCUGUACGGCCGUCACACCGAGCUGUUCAUCGCCAUCACCAUGUACAACGAGGACGAAGUGCUCUUCUGCCGCACAUUUCACGGUGUCAUGAAGAACAUCGCCCACUUGUGCUCCCGCAACAAAUCCCGCACGUGGGGCAAGGAUGGGUGGAAGAAGGUCGUUGUCGCCAUCAUCUCCGACGGCCGUAAGAAGAUCCAUCCCCGCGUGCUGGACUGUCUCGCCGCGCUCGGCGUCUACCAAGACGGAGUAGCGAAAAACACCGUCGAUGGCAAAGAAGUCCACGCCCACCUGUACGAGUAUACCACCCAACUCAGCAUCGAUACCAACCUCCAGUUCAAGGGCGCCGAACGAGGACUGGUGCCCAUGCAGAUCAUCUUUUGCCUCAAGGAGAAGAAUGCCAAGAAGAUCAAUUCGCAUCGGUGGUUCUUCAACGCUUUUUGCCCCAUCCUCCAACCGAAUGUGACCAUUCUGUUGGAUGUAGGGACGAGACCGGAGAACAAGAGCAUCUACUAUCUGUGGAAGAGCUUUGAUCUUAACUCGAAUGUCGCCGGUGCAUGCGGGGAGAUCUGUGCCGAGACGAAAGGCAAGUGGGGAGUUGGGCCGCUGUUGUUGAACCCACUGGUGGCCGCGCAGAACUUCGAGUACAAGAUCAGUAACAUCUUGGAUAAGACGACCGAGUCUGUUAUGGGGUACAUCUCGGUGCUACCGGGAGCGUUUAGUGCGUAUCGCUACAUCGCACUGCAGAACGACGAGUUCGGCCAUGGGCCGCUAGCGAGCUACUUUAAGGGCGAGAACCUUCUCGGUGCGGACGCCGACGUGUUUACUUCCAACAUGUAUCUCGCCGAGGAUCGCAUCCUGUGCUUCGAGCUAGCCGCCAAACGUGGCUCGGGCUGGGUCCUCAAAUACGUCAAAUCGGCCCGUGGUGUCACGGACGUCCCCGAAGGUCUACCCGAAUUCAUCUCGCAACGACGUCGUUGGUUGAACGGUUCGUUCUUCGCCGCGAUCUACGCGCUGUACCACACGGCGCAGUUUGUUCAAUCCGGUCACGGCGGAUGGCGAAAAGCCCUGUUGGUGUUCGAGAGCUUCUACUCGUUCAUCAACAUGUGCUUUGCCUGGUUCGGCCUGGCCAACUACUACAUCUUUUUCCGCAUCCUCACGACUUCCCUCGAAGACCCCACCUUCGGGCUUAAGGGCAUCGGCAUCUUCAACGUCUUUGCCCAGUACAUGUACCUCGGCACCGUGGUGGCGAGUUUCAUCUUUGCGAUGGGCAAUCGACCGCAGGGGAGCAAGUGGAAGUACUGGGCUGCCGUAGUCAUCUUUGCGUUGUUGACGGUGUACAUGAUGGUAGCGGCGGUAUUGUGUUUGGCGAAAGUAGUGAAGCGGGUGGAGCACGAUAUGAUCUAUGCUCAGAUGGUGGUCUCCCUUCUCGCCACGUACGGCGUUUAUCUGGUCUCUUCGCUAUUGGCAUGCGAUCCGCUGCAUCUGGUGACGAGUUUCAUCCAAUACCUCCUCCUCGCACCGACGUACAUCAACAUCCUCAACAUCUACGCCUUUUGCAACCUGCACGAUUUCUCCUGGGGCACCAAGGGCGAUACUACCGUCUCGAAGGAUCUCGGCGUUGUCGUCUCCACGGGCAAGGGCACAGUGGAGAUCACCCUCCCCACCGCUCAAGCCGACAUCGAUACCGCCUACGAUGACGCACUCAACAACCUUCGCACCCGACCCAUGAUCAUCCGCGGCGACGCCAGCAACGACGAGAAAAACGCCCGCCAGAUGGAUUACUACAAGAACAUCCGCACCAACGUCGUCCUCGCCUGGGCCCUCAGCAACGGCGUCGUCGCCGCGUUUAUUCUGAAUGGAAACACGACGAGCACCUUCACCGAGGGCGCAGGCGUGACAAGGAGCAAGGUGUACAUGGUGUUGGUGUUGAUCUUUGUGGCGGGGAUGGCGUGCAUUCGCUUCAUCGGAAGCACGCUGUAUCUCACGAUCAGGCUGAUCAACGGGUAG